AACUGUAAUUAUAAAGCGUCGACAUCUGAAGCAUACGCGCUCUCCUCUGCUGUGUAUACCCAUCGAUCGAAGUACAACCGGAGACGUGCCGAAGAAAAGGAACUGCUUUGGAACCACCACAGCCGGCGAUAGUCGAUUCUCGAUUCCUUUUCCCCUGAAGGUACGAGACAUGAACAAAUCGUUUUGGAUCUAGCCAUCUCUCCAUCAGUCUAUUUACGGCAGAUUGAUUUCUUGUUUUCCAUCUUUUUGCGGCCAAAGAUUCGGUUUCUUCCUACCAAGCAAGCUUCACUUAUUAUCAAGAUUUCUCCUGAAAUCACUGAUUUGUAGUUCAGUAGUUGUGAAAAUGAAGAACGCUGAGCGUGCUGCAAAUAUUGCUCUAGCAGGUUUAACAUUAGCCCCAUUAGUUGUGAAAGUAGAUACAAAUUUAAAUGUUGUAUUAACCGCAUGCCUCACUGUUUUUGUGGGUUGCUAUCGCUCUGUCAAGCCAACACCUCCUUCUGAAACAAUGUCUAAUGAACAUGCAAUGCGUUUUCCCUUAGUUGGUAGUGCAAUGUUGUUAUCUUUGUUCUUGCUCUUUAAGUUCCUAUCAAAAGACUUGGUCAAUGCAGUGUUGACUGGAUACUUCUUUAUACUCGGGAUCAUCGCUCUUUCGGCUACACUCUUACCUGCAAUUGAUCGGUUUCUACCAAACAAGUGGAAUGAUGAUGUGAUCAUAUGGCGUCUCCCGUAUUUCCGGUCUUUGGAUGUUACUUUUGAGUUCACAAGGUCUCAAGUUGUUGCUGCUAUUCCUGGUACCUUUUUUUGUGCAUGGUAUGCUGCACAAAAACAUUGGCUGGCUAACAACAUUUUGGGUCUUGCAUUCUGCAUUCAGGGAAUUGAAAUGCUUUCACUCGGCUCUUUCAAGACUGGUGCCAUUCUGUUGGCUGGACUUUUUGUAUAUGAUAUAUUUUGGGUGUUUUUCACACCAGUUAUGGUCAGUGUUGCUAAAUCAUUUGAUGCACCUAUCAAGCUUUUAUUUCCAUCAAGAAUUGCUGCACGCCCCUUUUCCAUGCUUGGUUUAGGUGACAUUGUGAUUCCAGGGAUUUUUGUAGCAUUAGCACUGAGAUUCGAUGUGUCAAGAGGAAGAGAGAGCCACUAUUUUAAAAGUGCUUUUCUGGGAUACACAGUUGGGUUGGUCCUUACAAUUGUUGUCAUGAAUUGGUUUCAAGCUGCACAGCCGGCUCUAUUGUACAUUGUACCAGGGGUUAUUGGGUUUUUGGCUGCUCAUUGUCUAUGGAAUGGAGAGGUUAAACCGUUACUGGAGUUUGAUGAGUCAAAAACAGCAGGAGAGGAAGAAGCAAUUAGCAGCAAGAAAGUGGAAUGAGAUAUGUGAAACAAGAGUUUAUAGUUGUUUUGGAUUAACUACUAGUUGAGGAUGAAGUUUUGCUUUAACUUAUGGAAUUUUUCAUACACCUUUUUUAUCUAGAUAAAUUGCUUUUCCA
Molecule: messenger RNA, 1481 nt
Organism: Lactuca sativa (garden lettuce)
Lineage: Eukaryota; Viridiplantae; Streptophyta; Magnoliopsida; Asterales; Asteraceae
Product: signal peptide peptidase
Biological process (GO): membrane protein proteolysis
Cellular component (GO): lumenal side of endoplasmic reticulum membrane; membrane; cytoplasmic side of endoplasmic reticulum membrane
Molecular function (GO): aspartic endopeptidase activity, intramembrane cleaving
Source: RefSeq, a predicted model, not a curated record